AUGACCACUCUGCUUUUAGUGUUUGUAUGUUUGCGAGUGAUCGCAGCGGCUAUUUCUGUCGAAGUUUCUGAUAACGCUAAGGCACUGAGUGUGAAGAUUGCUGUGCAGUCACCAGUGAAGGCUGUUCUUGCGAGCUCUGUGACUAUCCCCUGCUACUUCAUCAACUCCACACCACUCUCACCGGACACUCCCUUAGAAACUCUGCUAGCCCCAAGAAUCAAAUGGACCAAAAUCACUGAAGGGGGGAAAGAGACGGUCAUCGUGGUUGCCACUUCUGGAAAAGUUAAGAUUAGCCAAGAGUACCAAGGACGAGCCAAGCUUCCAAGCUACAAUGAAAUCCCAAGUGACGCUACCUUGGAGUUGGAUAAACUACAGUCAAGUGAUUCAGGAAUGUACCGCUGUGAGGUGACACAUGGUAUUGAGGACAGCCAGGACAUUAUAGAAUUGGUUGUCAAAGGUGUUGUCUUCCACUACCGUGCAAUUUCCAGCAGAUACACCCUCAACUUCUACAAAGCCCAGCAGGCUUGUAUUGACAACACUGCCACUAUCGCAACCCCAGAACAACUGCAGGCAGCUUACGAUGAUGGAUUUGAUCAGUGUGAUGCUGGAUGGUUAGCCGAUCAAACAGUGAGGUAUCCAAUUCACAAACCACGAGUGGGAUGCUAUGGUAAUUUGGAUGAAUACCCAGGUGUCAGAUCCUAUGGUAUUAGAGAUACAAAUGAAACCUAUGAUGUUUAUUGUUUUGCAAAAGAAUUGCAAGGUAAUGUUUUCUACAUAACUACCAUUGGAAGAUAUGCGUUUAAAGAAGCAAUGGAAGCUUGUCUUGACCAAGGUGCCCAGUUAGCCACCACAGGACAAUUAUACAUGGCAUGGAAAGAUGGCAUGGAUCAGUGCAAUACUGGCUGGCUUGCUGAUGCCAGUGUUAGAUAUCCAAUUUCGAAGCGAAGACCCAACUGUGGUGGCAACCUACUAGGUGUAAGAACUGUGUACCGGUACCCCAACCAAACUGGUUACCCUGAUCCUAGCAGUCGACAUGAUGCCUACUGCUUCAUUGUUCCUGGUCCAUGUAAAGACAAUAUCUGUGGUAGUGGAACAUGUGUACUGAGAGAUGGCAGCUUUGUUUGUGAAUGCCCAGCUGGAUUCACAGGAGAACGUUGUGAAAUAGACAUUGACGAGUGCCACUCGAGCCCUUGUCUGAAUGGAGCUACCUGUAUCGAUGGCAUCGACUCUUUCAAAUGCUUGUGCCUACCCAGCUAUGGAGGGGACCUCUGUGAAGUUGAUGUGGAAAAGUGCGAAGAUGGUUGGGCUAAGUUUCAGGGUCACUGCUACAAGCACUUUGUUGACCGACAGACAUGGGAAGCUGCAGAGCACCAAUGCAGGGAACACAAAGCUCACUUGGCCAGCAUUGUCACUCCAGAGGAACAAGAGUUUGUUAACAAUCAUGCCCAGGAUUAUCAAUGGAUUGGACUGAACGACAAGACAAUAGAGGGUGAUUUCCAUUGGUCUGAUGAAAGCCCAUUGUUGUACGAGAAUUGGCGACCCAAUCAACCCGACAGUUUCUUCAAUACUGGCGAAGAUUGCGUUGUCAUGAUAUGGCAUGAAAACGGUCAAUGGAAUGAUGUCCCAUGUAAUUACCAUCUGCCUUUCACCUGCAAGAAGGGGACAGUUGCUUGUGGUCAACCCCCGGUAGUAGAACAUGCCAAAGCUUUUGGGAAAAAGAGGGAACGUUUUGAAAUUAAUUCCUUGGUGCGUUAUCAGUGUAAAGAUGGCUACUUACAGCGCCAUUUUCCCAACAUCAAAUGUAAGCCAGAUGGGCAGUGGGAGCAGCCAAGGAUAAUGUGCAUAGACACUGCCACUUAUAACCAAAGGCCUCAGAAGAGGGUUGAUACAAGUAGGCCGCAUCCUCAAUCUGAAUCGAAUGCUUCAUACAGCUCUGACCCUUAAGAGAAAAUAAAAGGAUAUAAUUCUAUUCCAGAACAUUUAUAAUAAGAUAAUUUUAUCAGCUAAGAGAGUUGUUUUCCCAGCCAAUAUAUAAAACACCAAAGCAGCCCUAGAUCCAAUGUCUUUUUUUUUUCUCGAUUUCAAAUCAAGCAUUAUCACUUAGGUUGAACUCUUUGGGAGGAGAUCCCGAGGAUUUUAUUUUCAGACAACUAUACUGCAUAAGAAAAAUUAGAUCAACUUAACAGCUAGACAGUAGCAGGAAAGAUGCAGCAACAUAGUUUAAAACAAUGUUGCAAUCUCUAACACCAACAAAAUCAUUCACAAAUGCAACACACUCACAGAUUAUUUUUAAGUUUUAAAAAAAAUGGUUUCUUUUCUGUGAACUCAAAAGCAAUAGAACAACAGUCCUGAUGCUAUUCAACUGGGACCAUGCAGUGCAUGGUGUAUCGGGUGUCUUUUAUAUGUUGAGGUGCAUAGUAGAAAUUGGAGUGCUAACCCAUUAUCAAAUGCAGCCGCCACAUCCGCCAAAUAGGGAGAGCAUGUUGCACAAUAAUCCUGAGUUGCAUAACUGUUGAUCUCGAAAACGAGCAAAGAAAAAAAUAGUGGAUUUGAUUAUUUCGAAAAAGAAAUGUGUGGGGGGGCAAUUGCUUUGACAAAUACCUCCUUGAACAUGUAAAAUAAAAUAUGAUCCGUUAUGUUUUAUCCUGAGUAAAAGAAAAACAGUAACAGCUUUAAGAAUAUUUCAGACAAUUGUGAGUGUGUGUGUGUAUGUGUGUGUGCGUGUGUGUGUGUGAGCGAGUGUGCUCGUUUUAAUUAAACUGUGAAUGUUUGAGAGAUAAACUGUGUGGACAGGUAACAGAAAGGAAGCUUUGCUUUUGUUAAAUUUUAGUUAAACAUAAAUCAAGGACUGGAAUGUGUAAACAUAUUUUAAAACUUGUGGAAACCAAUUAUAAAAUUAACAUUCCUUUCCUGCAUCAUAGCGUAUAAUUUACUUCUGAAUCUUAAACUCGCAGAAAAUUUCUUUCCUUUUAAAGGGAAAUAGCCUCCAAUAGCAGCUGUGGAACUGUGGGUUUCCCCUGUCCUUUUUGUUUUGGAAAGAAAGCUAUAACCUUUCCGUAAAGCUACAGAACAUUCAUUGUGUUCGUUGUUUGGUUAGAUGCUGCCUUUCUGUUUCUUGCAUCUGUUUUUUUUAAAUCCCAACCCAGGCUAAUGGGAUGAAUGUCUCGAUUCCCUGCCAGUCUCAGAUGCCUUGAACAAAAUGAGUUUGGGAAGUGCCAGUCCAGUUCCCUGUCACCAUGAGCCCCAUAAUACCAAAAUUAGCCCUAAUUUUGCAAUCUGAGAGAGGUCAUGAGAUAGCUGAUGUGAGAAACAGACUAAUGCAGUCAGGGGCACAGCUCUGAACCGAGGUGACAAUUUUGGGGCAAUGUAGAAGUAAAGGCUGUGCUACACCUGAUGUGGGAGUGCUUGACACAGGCACAGAAUGCCUAAAAUAGGAAAGACAAGAUUCUGAAUCACAGCACUGAUGUCACCUUUCUUAAUAAACACCCAAAAAUACAAAAUAAAUGGACCAUAAUAUGUAUGUAAGGCUCACCGUGAAGAUAUAGCUUCCUUCUCAGAAUGUUAGUUUUGAAUGUAACCUCAGUACCACUCUGAAUAUCAGCUUGGCCCUAACUGAUUGCUUAUAAGAUUUCAUUGAUGCUACAACUGCAGGAUCAGUGCAAAGUGGUUUAGCUUCAAACCAGUGCUAAAUGCAGAGUCAGCGUGUGAUUCCCCAACCCAGAGAAGUUCACUCCAGUUUGUUGCAGAGUGACGUUGGGCUCUCACUCCAGAUUCAUACUACAAUUUCUUGGUGUUGGUGUGGAUUCCAAGCCCUUUGUGCUGACACCCAAAUUGUACAGUAAGUGCAGCCUUAGAAGUCAUUGGUGAAAUUUAAUCCCCAUUCAAAUUAUAGUCAGACCACGGCUGACUUCUUAUCUGGAAACCCUGUGAUGCUGUGAUCGGUUGCUGGAUCAACUUGGCAUACAGCAGAAAAUUCUCUCUUCACCAGUACAGACAAGCCCAGAUUAAAAUUAGAAAAUAAGGAACAAGUAAGGGACCAUAGGCUAGUCAGUGCUCGUUCCUGAUUGAGUUAACACCUUAAGGAGCAGAGAACAAGAAAUAAGGUGAAGAAGAUUUAAAAAUAAUAUAAUGAAUUACCACAAUCAUAGGGUGAUGGCUAUUUUUUGCCCUGCAGUUUUGCUUGCUAGGCUAUUUUGCAAAGUAAAGCAUCUACAUAAACCCUUCAUUCUGUAAAAAUUUACAUUCUCCAACUGUGUUCCCAUCCCUGAUUUUGUCUACAAUUUUUUAAUAGACUUUAUUUUCCCCAAGUCUGAGCGUAACACUCCUCUUCAAUCUCAGUUCAGCCCCAUCUUGUGACGUCUCUGACAUCACCUCAAACACUGGACAAAAACCCAGAUGGACACUAUAGAGAUGUAGUUAGAGUCUUCUGCUGACUACGGAGGCUGACAUCACCUUACCCAAGCCUCACCAGCAAUGCUGAUCUGCAAUAUAUGUGACCCAUUGUUUAAGCUGUCACCAGGUGCAGUAAGGUGUACUCAUGGAUAGUGCUCCAAGCACAGAGAAAUUUCCUUUUGGCAGUUAUUUCAUCCUUAUAAGAACAACCCACUUAAAGGAGCAUUCCAUGUCAAUCGUUGUUCUCUGAACUUGAAUGUUUUUACAUAGGAAUAAUUCAAGUUACCAACUACGCAGCCCGUGCUCAACCACCAGUAGUCUGGGUUAGGCAGAUGUAUCAAGUUUGUUUACAUAUAAUAAAAACCUAAUGUAAUAUUGUGCUAUGGAUUCCAUCAGUCCAUUUAGCACCUGCAACUUUGUGGUAGGGAGGGAGCUGUAUUCAAACAAUCUUAUGAAUAUUAAUUAAAGAUUUAUUACACCAAUUAGAAAUUCAUAAAAGUUGCUUUCAAGAUGAAUUAGACCUUUCCUUUGACAAAUGCUGUGAGAAAAAUGGGUAAGUGCAGAUUAUUAUAAUUCGUUUUUGUAAACUCUGAGCAAGCCAGGAUUGAGCGCUUUUAAAUCUUUGUAGUUGGAGCAUUGUAUUUGCUGGUAAGAGGAACUGGUUGUACACCCUGCAUGUGAGGAUUUGUACCAAAUUAUGUAUGUGUUUUGCCAUUUUGUAAUGUUUGUUUUUUUUAAAAAAACAUAAGCCCAGAAAUGUAGGUGUUAAUUUAAGCACGGCUAUGUAUUAAUUAUGAGGAAACCAAUCUAUUUCUGCAUACAUUGAAUUGUAUACAAUAAACUGUAUCCCAUGUUACUCCUGCUCUCAACUAACCCGGUGACUUUACAAAAUUCUUAGAGCUUGGCUGGAGAGAGAAAGAGAGAAUGUGUGCAUUGUGUGCGUGUGUGUUAUGUGAGUGUCUCAAAACAAUGGUUUCAAUAGCUAUUCAUUUUGUCC
Messenger RNA from Carcharodon carcharias (great white shark), 5389 nucleotides. Its product is annotated as aggrecan core protein-like. Gene Ontology annotation, biological process: cell adhesion. The record is from RefSeq and is a predicted model, not a curated record. NCBI's taxonomy places the organism in Eukaryota, Metazoa, Chordata, Chondrichthyes, Lamniformes, Lamnidae. The coding region runs from base 1 to 1944 and encodes 647 amino acids. The transcript has 12 exons. Gene Ontology annotation, molecular function: hyaluronic acid binding; calcium ion binding.